Pseudocercospora fijiensis CIRAD86 is the source of this 363-nucleotide messenger RNA. RefSeq lists its product as uncharacterized. NCBI's taxonomy places the organism in Eukaryota, Fungi, Ascomycota, Dothideomycetes, Mycosphaerellales, Mycosphaerellaceae. The transcript has a single exon. The record is from RefSeq and is a predicted model, not a curated record. The annotation marks the transcript as partial.
UACACCGCACUUUCGUACACAUGGGGCAAGUGCGACCCGGACUGUACAGUGCUCGUGGAUGGUACACCUGUCAGAGUCACCCGCAAUUUGAAACGAUUCUUGGAUCAGGCGGCGCGUCUGCACAAGUACCGCUCGAGGCAACACUGGAUUGAUGCAAUAUGCAUUGACCAAACCAGCAUGACCGAAUGCACGCAUCAGGUCGGACUCAUGGCGGACAUCUAUUCGAAGGCGCGGAGUGUCCUUGUCUGGCUAGGACCUGCCUACAGGGGCAGCCAAACAGCGAUGAAGAUGCUACGGGGGCAGUACCGGCGUGAGAUCUGGAUUGAAGCUGAGGCCCAGCUCUGCGAGUUCCAACUCGUCUAA